This is a messenger RNA of Nicotiana tabacum (common tobacco), 975 nucleotides long. RefSeq lists its product as uncharacterized. Gene Ontology annotation, molecular function: metal ion binding; ubiquitin protein ligase activity. The record is from RefSeq and is a predicted model, not a curated record. NCBI's taxonomy places the organism in Eukaryota, Viridiplantae, Streptophyta, Magnoliopsida, Solanales, Solanaceae.
AAAUUCCAAGUUUCAAGACGAAACACCAUUGAGGGCAAUCACAAUAAACUACUGGAUCCACUGAAUUUUUUUGAAUGCUUAAUCAAACCCACAACAAAAAUACAUAUAAUUUGUAUAAAGAAAGAGGAAGAGAAAAAAAGCAAGUGAUUGUAUAAAAAAGGAAAAUGGAUGGACCACCAGAGAAUGAUGUUUGUUCAAUAUGCCAUGGCAAUUUCCAUGUCCCUUGUCAAUCCAAUUGUUCCCAUUGGUUUUGUGCUAAUUGCAUUCUACAAGUUUGGGAUCAUGGAUCUGCCCUUCAAGCAUGUAAGUGUCCAUUAUGUCGCCGUCCAAUUACGUUGUUGGUUCCUAGUGAUUCUGCAUCAAGGUUGCACCGAGAUCCUGUAGUUCCUGAGGUUUUACGAAGGAUUGAACACUAUAACCGGCAUUUUGGCCAACAUAACAGCAGCCUUUUCCAGAGAGUGCGAGAUCUUCCCUUUCUCCUCAGGAGAUUGCUGCGAGAUAUGACAGAUCCUCAAAGAUCUCUUCCAUUUGUCAUCAGGGCACGUGUCUAUUUGGCAGUAAUUUUAAGUGGAAUAUACGUUCUUAGCCCCGUGGACAUUAUCCCAGAAGGAAUUUUGGGUAUAAUAGGUUUACUAGAUGAUCUGAUCAUCAUGUUCAUCUGUUUCCUGCAUGUUGCUGCUCUGUAUAGAUCAGUACUUCUGUUUCGCCAUGGAGGUUCUUAAACACUAGCAUCACACGACAACUGCAAAAAAUGAAGAAGAGACAGAUCAUGCCAGAGAUGACAACAUUUGCUUGUUUCGUUUAUUUUACUCAUUCUAUUUGUAUUUUUGACACAUGACCAAGCUCUGCAGUACUUGUGGAAUUGCAAAUAUAACUCGUUGCAGUCGAUGACACCUUGUCAUACUUGGAACAAUUCUAUCAUCUGACGUUGUUGACUCAAUCCUCGUUAAUUAGCAUCUAUUUGGACGACACCCA